AUGUGCACCUCCGUGGGCAAAUCACUCGGCCCUCAGCUGGCGUCAUCUUGCAGCUUGGCCAUGAAGGAGCAGCAGCUUACAGUGGCCCUUCGCAUCCGUCCCAUCAACGAAGCAGAAGUGGAGGAGGGAGCUGCCCUCGUUGCCCGCAGGGUGGGUGAGCAGAGGGUGGUCCUGAUGGAUCCAAGUGAAGAUCCAGAUGACAUCUUGCGAGCUAACAGAUCCCGAGAAAAAACAUUUGUAUUUGACAUGGGUUUUGAUCACAGAGCAACCCAGGAGGAAGUAUAUGUGUCCACGACCAAAAGCCUGAUAGGAGGAGUCAUUUCUGGCUACAAUGCAACCAUUUUUGCAUACGGUCCGACAGGAACAGGAAAAACCUACACUAUGCUAGGGACGGACUGUGAACCGGGGAUUUACAUUCGCACUCUUGAUGCCCUCUUUAAGGCCCUUGAAGGUACCGCUGAGGAGAUGGAUUACAGAGUCUCCAUGUCCUACCUGGAGAUCUCUAACAAAGUGAUCCGUGACCUCCUGAACCCAUCCUCAGGGCUCUUAGACCUGAGAGAGGACCCCAGAGGCAGCAUCCAGAUAGCAGGAAUUACGGAAGUCUCCACUACAAAUGCUCAGGAGAUCAUGCAGCUGUUAAUGAAAGGAAACAAGCAACACACCCAGGAGCCCACUGCUGCCAACAGGACAUCCUCCCGCUCACAUGCAGUGCUGCAGGUGACAGUGACGCAGAAAAGCCGAAGGAAGGCGAUCGGCAAGGAAGUGCGAAUUGGAAAGCUUUUCAUGGUUGACUUGGCGGGGUUGGAGAGAGCAGCCCAGACUCAGAACCAGGGCAAGAGGAUGAAGGAAGGAGCCCACAUCAUGCUGGCUUUGGGCAACUGCAUCAACGCCUUGAGUGAGAAGGGGGGGAGCCAGGCCCAGUUUGUCAAUUUUCGAGACAGCAAACUCACACGCCUGCUGAAGGACUCAUUACGGGGCAACAGCAGAACUCUUAUGAUUGCACAUAUCAGCCCAGUCAGUACCUCCUUUGAAGAAUCUCGAAUGACCUUGAUCUAUGCCUAUCGAGCAUCACACAAGACACAGGUAAAAUGUAACCUGCGGAACGUCUCCUGCCACAUCAACCAAUACACCAGCAUCAUCGCGGACCUCCACAGGGAGAUCGAGCAUCUGAAGGCGAGGGUCAAAAACCAGGAGAAGGAGAAAAGUGCAGUCAGCUCCAACCUCGGGGAUCUGCAAGCAGAGGGGCACCAAGGGUCUGAGGUACACAGUGGCCAAGUAAUGAACACCUUGCGGGCGCAGCUGAUGGGGGCUUUCAGCGAGCAAAUGGAGGUGCGUCGCAGCCUGAUAGAGCUGGAAAACACCAACAUUGAGCUGCAUGUUGAUACCUGCAGCUGGGAACGAGGGAAGGCUCAGGGUGCAUGCAAGUAUGACAAGCCAGCAGAGGAGGAAAAAGAUGAAAACACAGAGGAGGAAGACAAGGAAGUGGAUAUCAUAGAUUCACCUGAACCUCAUGAAGUUACAACAGAGCUGGAGCAGCACUUAGCAAAUGCCAAAGAAAAAGCUUCCCAGAUGGAGGAGUUUUUCCCCAGACAAAUCACCAGUGAGGAUCAGCAGGAGGUGCUAAGGCUCCCCUGCAUAGCCCAUGAGCUUGAGCUUGAGCUUGGCAACACAGAGCUGCAGGCAAAUACACUGUACAAGGAGAAUCUAUUGUGCCAGAAGGAUUUUGUGAUCCAGCAACAUGCACUCUGCGAAGAAAUUAUUCAGCGGCAGCAGAUGCUGAUAAAAGCCCAGAACAUUCCUAUCCCAGAGACACUGGAGAGGUUACACCACCUGCACCUCUCUGAGUUGGAGGAGGGGAUGCUGAACUGCCUGCCUCUGCUACAUUCAGUGAUGUCCAGCAGGCUCAGGCCCCACAACAGCCCUUCUCUGGAUGUCAGUCAGCAUCUGGAUCCUAAUAAAGAAGAGAUCAGAAAGGGUCUACCUGCGAACAUGAAGGAUAUUCCCUGGGGGGUGAAGUUUGACAUUCCCUCCAUCGCCCUUGAGUCAGACAGUGGCAGUUGCAGAUCAUCUAAAACAACACCGUGUAGGAAGGAGGGGUCUCUGGAUACCCAUCUCAGCCCAACUUUCUCUGGUUUGUCAAAAAGCCCAGUUCAGCAGCAGAAACUAGCAGGUGUUGCUGCAGGAAAGAUGACUCCCAAGCUGCGUUCCCCCACCCCUCUAGACUUGCAUGGGAAAAAGUCAACUGCAGACAUUGCUGCUGUUCCACUGAGUCUGGAGACCUUGGAGGAAAUUGCUGCCAACACCAAAAGCAUCUCCCUCAUUGCAGCCAGUCGCCGUUCCAGAGCCCAACACAGAGACCCUGGGAGCAAAGUCUCCUCAGCCCACUUCUCUGAGGAGGAUGUGCUUGAGCUGAAGUAUCUGGAGGCCAAUUCCACCCCAGAUUGUCAGACAAGAGACAGUGCACAUAUUGGGGGUUUGCAGUUGGAGCCCGCAGCUGGCAGCCAGCUGCGCUCCCCAGCCAGGGGAGUGCUGAAGAACAGGAGAGACCAGGAGCUGUCUGCUGAGCGGACAGCCAGAAAGAAAAGAUCUCGCACUCUCGAACCAAACUUCAACAGGAUCUCGAAAGCUAAGCAUUGGACUCCCUCAAGCCCCAAUACAGACAAAGCUUGUGAGAACCACCUGCGCCGAGCUAGACUCUUCCAUCAGUCAAAAGCUGCGAGUAGCCUAUCCAUUGCCACAAAGGUCAAGGUUCCUAUCGGCCACCAUUCAGCGGGGACUCCACUAGAGGUGCUGCCAAAAGACAAUGUUCCUGCAAGCACCAUCCAGCAGAGCAAUGCUGAUUGCGUCAAAGGACAGGUCCUACAGAAAAGCAAGCCGAGGGGCCUGCAGAUGGUGCCAGCAGUCGGCAAAAGCAGCAGUCAGUCGCCCGCUUGGGGAACCAGCCGAAGACUAAAUAGAAGUCGCUGGGAGAGCAGGACUCUCUUAUGA
This is a messenger RNA of Aptenodytes forsteri (emperor penguin), 2988 nucleotides long. Its product is annotated as kinesin-like protein KIF19. Gene Ontology annotation, biological process: microtubule-based movement. Lineage: Eukaryota; Metazoa; Chordata; Aves; Sphenisciformes; Spheniscidae. Gene Ontology annotation, molecular function: ATP binding; microtubule motor activity; microtubule binding. The record is from RefSeq and is a predicted model, not a curated record.